CCCCCUCGGUACCUCCCCUCUGAUCUCCUGCCAAAAAAACGACACACACAAGAAAGGUGCUCAGUUUGCGAAGUCCCCCGUUUAAAAAAAAAAAACGGAUUUAAAUUCAAUUUAAUUUAUUUCUCUCUCUUAAUAAGCUCCAGACCUCCUCUCCUCCGCGAUGUGGUGCGGUCGCGUGGCUCUGCGUCGUCUCCAGCGGAUCGCCGUUGCUCCGUUAAACUCGUUAAGUAUUACCGGGGGUUUACCGGGCGCCGUGCAGAGAGAGAUGUCGUCCUUACCGCGGGUCUACAUCACGCGCCAGAUCCCUCCGGAAGGGCUGAAGAUUCUCAGCGAGUCAGGACAAGUGCAGUUUGAUCUGUGGGACUCAGAUGACGUCCCCGUGCCCCGGAAGGAGUUGCUCCAGAAGGUCAAAGGUGUCGAUGCGCUGGUCUGCGUGCUCACGGAGAAGAUCGACGCCGAGCUAUUGGACGCCGCAGGUCCUAACCUCAGGGUCCUGAGCACCAUGUCGGUGGGUUUUGACCACCUCUCCCUGGAGGAACUAAAGAAAAGGGGUAUCCGUGUGGGCUACACUCCAGAUGUGUUAACAGAUUCUGUAGCUGAACUGACUGUCGCUCUACUGCUGACCACGUCCAGGAGACUGAUAGAGGCUACACAUGAAGCCAAGACUGGUGGCUGGGGAACAUGGAGGACUCUGUGGCUGUGUGGAUAUGAGCUGGCUAACAGCACCGUGGGAAUACUGGGACUGGGCCGGAUCGGAGUGGCUAUCGCUGAGCGUCUGAAGCCGUUCAAGGUUAAGAAAUUUAUCUACACAGACGUGGCUCCCCGACCAGAGCUGGCCAGUUUGAUCAACGCAGAAUAUGUCUCUAUGGAUGAGUUGGCCAGCCAGUCUGACUUCCUGACAGUGUGUUGUGCUCUGACACCAGAGACUAAAGACAUCUGUAACAAGGACCUGUUCUCCAAAAUGAAGAAUACCUCCAUCUUCAUCAACACCAGCAGAGGAGGGGUGGUACACCAGGAGGAUCUGUAUGAAGCCCUGUCCAGUGGUCAGAUAGCUGGAGCCGGACUCGACGUGACCGUCCCUGAACCGCUGCCCAUCAGCCACCCACUCUUCACCCUGAACAACUGUGUGAUCCUCCCCCACAUUGCCAGUGCGUCCUACUCCACGCGUAAUGCCAUGUCUGCCCUGGCAGCCAAUAACCUGCUACUGGGUCUGAAGGGACAGCCAAUGAUCAAAGAGCUCAAGCUGUAGCUGCCAAUCACCUGCUUUCCAAAAAACACCAGAGAAGAACCAAUCACCUGCUUUCGGAAACACCAGAGAAGAACCAAUCACCUGCUUUCAGAAACACCAGAGAAGAACCAAUCACCUGCUUUCAGAAACACCAGAGAAGAACCAAUCACCUGCUUUCAGAAACACCAGAGAAGAACCAAUCACCUGCUUUCAGAAACACCAGAGAAGAACCAAUCACCUGCUUUCAGAACACCAGAGAAGAACCAAUCACCUGCUUUCAGAACACCAGAGAAGAACCAAUCACCUGCUUUCAGAAACACCAGAGAAGAACCAAUCACCUGCUUUCAGAACACCAGAGAAGAACCAAUCACCUGCUUUCAGAAACACCAGAGAAGAACCAAUCACCUGCUUUCAGAACACCAGAGAAGAACCAAUCACCUGCUUUCAGAACACCAGAGAGGAACCAAUCACCUGCUUUCAGAACACCAGAGAAGAACCAAUCACCUGCUUUCAGAAACACCAGAGAAGAACCAAUCACCUGCUUUCAGAACACCAGAGAGGAACCAAUCACCUGCUUUCGGAAACACCAGAGAAGAACCAAUCACCUGCUUUCAGAAACACCAGAGAAGAACCAAUCACCUGCUUUCAGAAACACCAGAGAAGAACCAAUCACCUGCUUCCGGAACACCAGAGAAGAACCAAUCACCUGCUUCCGGAACACCAGAGAAGAACCAAUCACCUGCUUUCAGAAACACCAGAGAAGAACCAAUCACCUGCUUCCGGAACACCAGAGAAGAACCAAUCACCUGCUUCCGGAACACCAGAGAAGAACCAAUCACCAGCUUCCGGAACACCAGAGAAGAACCAAUGAUUGAAGAGUUUUUUCCCCAGAACUGUAAAUGAUAUAGUUGACUCUGAUCAUGAGAUUAGUAGAUUAUAGAGAAUAGAGAUCUGUUGUCAUCGACCAGCAACACUUUAACUCAACAUGGUACAAAACUGUAGCACUCAGCACGUCCUCAUCUGAGAUGUUCUUAGGAUUUUCUUUCAUAAUAAUAAUAAUAAUAAUAAUAAUAAUGAUGAUGAUGAUGACGAAGGACAACAAUAAAACAUGGAACUUU
Salmo salar (Atlantic salmon) is the source of this 2346-nucleotide messenger RNA. The record is from RefSeq and is a predicted model, not a curated record. Lineage: Eukaryota; Metazoa; Chordata; Actinopteri; Salmoniformes; Salmonidae.